This is a messenger RNA of Ctenopharyngodon idella (grass carp), 1370 nucleotides long. It is a transcript of the gene pdgfrl, whose product is annotated as platelet-derived growth factor receptor-like. Bases 117 to 1232 code for a protein of 371 amino acids. The record is from RefSeq and is a predicted model, not a curated record. The transcript is spliced from 6 exons. NCBI's taxonomy places the organism in Eukaryota, Metazoa, Chordata, Actinopteri, Cypriniformes, Xenocyprididae.
AGGAUGGAGCUGACUGUGUGUAAACGGGGUAGACUGUGGACGAAGAGUUUCUGCGCUGCUUUCAGGCCUCCUGAGCAGCAAGAACAGCCUCGCUGAAACACUCCACUGUAGCCAUCAUGAAGCUCUGGCUCUUUUUCACACUGGCAUUGCUUUGGCUGGAGGUCCAAAAUGGUGUGUGUCAGCAGGUCAAGCAUAAGAAAGAGGCUGGUGAGAACCGCAUAAGACCAGGAAGAAAGAGGGUGAAGGUUCGCUAUCCCAAAGUAAAAGAAAAGGAAGCAGGAAGCAAGGGCCAGUCUAUUCUCACCCAGGUCCUUGAUAAAGGCCGUUUUCUCCGAUUGGGUGAAAGCCUAUCCUUGAAUCCUGGGAAAACUUUGGAACUGAGAUGCAAAGGAACUAAGAUUGGCUGGGCAUAUCCCUCAUACCUGGACACCUUCAAUGAUAACCGCCUCAGCAUCAACCAGCAAGAGCGGUACAGCCAGUUGAUUCUCACGUCGCCCUCUGCUGCUGAUACGGGGGAGUACAGCUGUUGGGUGGUGCUCUGUGACGGAGAAGAAUGUGAAAAGGAUGGAGACACCACCUCUUCUACCUACAUAUACUUUACAGACAAAGAUGAGCUGUUCGUCCCCUCUGCCAUCCAUUUUGAGAUUAUUUACCUGCGCCCCGACAAGCCCGCCACCGUCCCUUGCCGGGUGACCAACCCUAAAAUCAAAGUCUCGCUCCACAGGGAAGUUCCUGCGGAAGAAAUCGCUGUGGAUGGGACACAGAUAUCUUACAAUCCCGCUAAGGGUUUCAUCAUCCAAAACCCAAGUCCAGAACAUAAGGGAGCUUAUUAUUGCAAGGCCAACAGCACCACCAAAACCACCUCGCAAAUAUCCACUAAAUACCGGCUGCUGUAUGUGGAGGUGCCUGGUGGCCCCCCUUUUGCGACUAUUGAGGCUUCUUCAAACAAAGUGAGUGGUGGAGACAUCUUUAACGUUACAUGCACUGUCCUGGGCGAACCUGAGGUGAAUGUCAGCUUCAGCUGGAAGUAUCCUGGCCAGGGUCAAAGGCCUGUGAGCAUUCAUGACUCCUGGAGGCUGAUAAACCGUGGUGUGGGACACACCACACGCAUCUCCCAGAGCGUCAUGAUUGUGGAUGAUGUUGAAACGAUUGACUAUGGAAAGUACAUCUGCACCACCAAAAAUAAGAAUGGAGAGACAUUGGUGGCCACAUCAGUGGAGUCACAUGACUAGAAAGAACAUCAAGAUUAUAUAUUGAGCUGAGCUGAACUCGAUUCACACUUCAGGCUUCUUGCUGCUUAAUUAAAUCAUUAUAAAAACAUGCAUUCUAUAUAUGACUUGGAAAUAAAGUGCUUCUUGUUCAAUGGUAAA